Esox lucius (northern pike) is the source of this 733-nucleotide messenger RNA. Its product is annotated as coiled-coil domain-containing protein 106. The record is from RefSeq and is a predicted model, not a curated record. The transcript is spliced from 4 exons. Bases 89 to 733 code for a protein of 214 amino acids. NCBI's taxonomy places the organism in Eukaryota, Metazoa, Chordata, Actinopteri, Esociformes, Esocidae. Gene Ontology annotation, cellular component: nucleoplasm.
UACGCGAACGCUCUCGUUUUGUCCUUGUGCCGGCAUCUCCGUACGUAUCAACGAGUUGCACACACGUACCUACGGAACAAACUUGAGCAUGGAGGUCAAUAAGUUUAAUCACAAUCGCCCGCAGACAAGGCAGAAAAAGCGAGGUUUGGAGGAUUUGGCCGAAAAUGCAGGUACACAGGCUGAAGCAGCACCCACCUUCCAUGCAGUAUUGGCUAAAUCUAAAGCUGAAGUGGAAUUGUGGAAGCUGAAGGCACACAACCUGCAGGAGAAAGUGCAAGACCUUACAAAUGAGAGAGAUUUUCUGAGAGCUCAGCUGGCAGGCACAAAGAACACGGAGAGUUCGUUUUUAACUGACUCAAAGAAAGAAUCAACCGUCAAGGAGUCAGAGUCAUCAUCUGACUCAGACUCGUCAGAUUCCUCCGAAUCCUCCAAUUCGGAUUCUUCCUCUGAAGACAGAAAGAAAAAAAAGAAGUAUUCCAAGAAAGGGAGGAAAGAAAAGAAGAGAAAGAAGAAAUCUAUGAAGGGAAAAGAUGCUGGGUCAAGCCGACAAAGGGAGUUGGCCAUUGCGGCACCUAACAAGUACAGCACCCUCCUGGAAGCUCAUGGCAAAGACAAACUUGCAGUGUUUGCGAAUAGGUGCAAGAAAGCUGUAGAUGAGGAUGCAGAAAUUUUGGCUGCUGUCAAGAACAUGAAGACAGAUAGGAAGCUGUUACCUAACAAAACAAACAAUUAG